AUGUCUGCCGUCCCCGAGGAAGCAGUCGCCCAAGCCCCCGCGGAGGCUGUGGCCGUCGACGCCGCUCCUGCCGCUCCCGCCGCCCCCGCCAAGCCCCGCGACCUGUUCCAAGUUGAUAUCCGUAUGGGACUGAGCGCCGAGGAGCUGCUGGCUGUGAUCCCCGACUACGAGGCCCUCAUCGUGCGCUCCGAGACCAAGGUGAACGCGGCAGUGCUCGCGGCGGGCGUGCACCUCAAGGUCGUCGCGCGUGCGGGUGUUGGUGUGGACAACAUUGACGUGCCCGCGGCCACGGCCCGCGGUGUCAUCGUCGUCAACUCGCCCUCGGGCAACAUUUUGGCCGCGGCCGAGCACACCAUUGCCCUGCUUCUCGCUACGGCACGUCAUAUUGGCCGUGCUGAUGGCACCCUCAAGGCGAGCAAGUGGGAGCGCAGCAAGCUCGUUGGUGUCGAGGUUGGCGGCAGGACGCUCGGCAUCAUCGGUCUGGGCAAGGUGGGCAUGCACGUGGCGCGCAUGGCCAAGGGUCUCGGAAUGAAGGUCGUGGCCGUGGACCCAUACGCCAGCCCCGAGGUGGCGGCUCGAGCUAAUGUCGAGCUCGCGGCGGACUUGCAGGCCAUCCUCCCCGUCGUCGACUUCCUCACCAUCCACACGCCGCUCAUCGCCAGCACGCUCGACCUGCUGGGCGAGAAGGAGCUCCAGCAGAUGAAGAAGACGGCGCGCGUGCUCAACGUCGCGCGUGGCGGCGUCUACAACGAAGAGGCCCUCAUCAAGGCGCUCGACGAGGGUGGAUCGCGGCGGCGGGCAUGGACGUCUUCACGUCAGAGCCCCCGCGCCGGAUUCCACGGCGAGAACGUCUCGCUCGACGUGUGCGCGCAGGUGCUCAAGGUGCUCAACGGCGAUCUGCCCACCACGGCCGUCAACGCGCCCCUGAUCCUGCCCGAGGAGUACCGCCGGCUCCAGCCGUUUGUGCCGCUCGUCGAGAAGCUCGGCAGCUUGUACACGCAGCACUUUGUCGGCCGCCGCGGCGGCAUGAUUGGCGGACGGACGUUUGAGCUCGUAUACCACGGCGAGCUCGCGAGCGUGACCAACACGCGGCCGUUGCUGGCGGCGCUCGUCAAGGGCCUCGUGUCGACGAUUAGCGACGCUCAGGGCGGCGACGUGAACAUUGUCAACGCGACGCUCAUCGCCAAGGAAAGGGCAUGCUUGGUGACGCUGACGGUGCGCGGCGAGGAGAGCGGAGGCGCGCCGCAAGUCAUCGAGGGCUACAUCUCGGAGGACCGGGCUUACAUUUCGCGCCUAGACAGGUUCCACGGCAGCUUCGAGCCCGAGGGCACGGUGCUGGUUUUGCACAACUACGACACGCCGGGCAAGAUUGGCGGCGUGGGCAUGGUGCUGGGCAAGCAGGGGGUCAACAUCAACUUUAUGCAGGUGGCCAGCCGGGAGCCCAAGCCUAGGAAGAGGGUCGGGUCCGUUAGCAGCAAUGGUUUCGGCAACGGCAGUGGAACUGGCAAGGUGUCGAACGAGGCUCUCAUGAUUCUCGGCAUCGACGGUGUCGUGAGCAAGGAGGUGCUCGAUGAGCUGGCUGCUACCGAGGGUAUCCUCGACGUGAGCCUCGUCAACUUGUAA
This is a messenger RNA of Parascedosporium putredinis, 1623 nucleotides long. The record is from the annotation of a GenBank genome assembly. Lineage: Eukaryota; Fungi; Ascomycota; Sordariomycetes; Microascales; Microascaceae.